CGGCUAUGAAUUGUAUAUAACCGUUGUCUGCACCGCAACCGCCUUUCUCACUCUAAAAAAAACUCCAUUUUCUCUCUCUCUCUCUUUCUCUCUCUUCUCUGUCUCUCUGAAAAACUUACAUUUGUCAGUCGGAGAAGAAGCAAAAGGAAGUUUCUGUUAUCGGUGGCCGCCGCCGGACAAAAAACCGUACUUCUUUUUCCCUUUUCCGGCAAGGAAAUUCCUUGUUGCCUUUUUUCUAGCUUCUUCAAAAAAAGCCUUUCCGAUUUCCUUCCUUCUCCACCCACUUGACCUUUCAUUUCUCUCAUUAUUAACUCUUUUCACGAGCAGCAGCAGCUACCAUUUAAGUAUCCCAUACAGUUCUCAUAUCUCAGAUGAAUCUGUCCUUUUCAUGAAAUUUCACACGUAAUCUCUGUAACAACGAUGUUCAGGCCAUCGCCGCCGUCGAAGCGGGUUGUACGGAUAACGGUGACUGACGCCGACGCGACUGACUCGUCCGGCGAGGAGGGAAACGGUUUCUCCAAGCGUGUUGUUAAUGGGGUGAAGAGAUUUGUUAAUGAAGUUACAAUAGAGGAAAGAAAUAUAUCUAAGCCGGUUAACCGGCGAAAGAAGUCCAACGGACGAGGGAAAAUUCCUGUAAAUUCCGGGGAAGGGAUGAAGUUUCGUGGAGUUAGACAGAGGCCAUGGGGGAAAUGGGCGGCGGAAAUCAGAGACCCACUUCGUCGUGUUAGGGUUUGGUUAGGUACAUUCGAAACGGCUGAAGAAGCUGCCAUGGUUUAUGAUAAUGCCGCAAUCAAACUUCGUGGACCCAACGCCUUAACUAAUUUCGUAACCCCCAAAUCGAAAACGACGGCCGCCGCCAUCGACGAACCUUAUACCUCCGCCGACGAAUCAUUAAGCAACCGCGUUUCUUCACCGAGAUCCGUUUUACGGGUCCGUUGGGGUCCCAACGUCGGAGAAGAACCAGAGCGGUGCGACGGGAAAUUAGUUCCGGCGACAUAUUCAGAGCUGCCUUCUACUUCUACUUUUACUUCAUCGUUGUUGGCGAUACCGGAUGAUAUCUUUGAGUUUCCGUACCCGGUUCAGAAUGUUAGUGACCCGUUUAGGGAAACAACAGAGAAAGCGGGUUGUUCUUUCUUUUUCGAAGAAGAAGAUUGUGAAGAUCAGUUGUUUCCUUUUAAUGGCGGUGGGGAAUUGGAGUUUCGUCUUCCUGACGACGAUUAUUUUGAGAUUCAAGAAGAUAUUGGUGAUUUGAUCUUCUAAUCAAUGGUUUGUGUGUGUAGAGGAAUUUUGUUUUUACUUUUUACUACUACUGCUUACUAGUUACUUUUUACAGUUCUAAAAUGUUAGAAAUUCCUGCGAGAAUGUAGUAAUUUUCAAUGCAAUUACUACUGUUUGAACUUUCCAA
Molecule: messenger RNA, 1405 nt
Organism: Impatiens glandulifera
Lineage: Eukaryota; Viridiplantae; Streptophyta; Magnoliopsida; Ericales; Balsaminaceae
Product: pathogenesis-related genes transcriptional activator PTI6-like
Exons: 1
Coding region: 421-1260 (279 amino acids)
Biological process (GO): regulation of DNA-templated transcription
Molecular function (GO): DNA binding; DNA-binding transcription factor activity
Source: RefSeq, a predicted model, not a curated record